This is a messenger RNA of Rhinolophus ferrumequinum (greater horseshoe bat), 1560 nucleotides long. It is a transcript of the gene PSMD14, whose product is annotated as proteasome 26S subunit, non-ATPase 14. NCBI's taxonomy places the organism in Eukaryota, Metazoa, Chordata, Mammalia, Chiroptera, Rhinolophidae. Gene Ontology annotation, cellular component: proteasome regulatory particle, lid subcomplex. The record is from RefSeq and is a predicted model, not a curated record. The coding region runs from base 308 to 1240 and encodes 310 amino acids. Gene Ontology annotation, biological process: proteasome-mediated ubiquitin-dependent protein catabolic process; protein deubiquitination. The transcript is spliced from 12 exons. Gene Ontology annotation, molecular function: proteasome binding; protein binding; metallopeptidase activity.
AAGUGCUUCGCGGCGGUGGCCCGGGCGACUCUUUUGAAUGGAAUCGGGCUGAUUCAUCGCCGGUUCGCAGAGCUAGACCCGGCCGAGUCUGAUCCCCUGCAGCCGCUGCCGCCGCCGCGUCACCGCCGCUGGAAGACCAGGCUCCAGACCGCGGUCCCCCGCCCCGCGCGCCUUCAGGAGAGAGAGGAAAAAAAAUAUUUGGGAGAAACCAUACCUGCCAGUAUUAACGCUGAAGUCAAGAAGAAAUUUGUCAGCGUCAACAAAUUGAAGCUUAACACCACACGAGUUGUAGUUACUGAUCAGAAAUAUGGACAGACUUCUUAGACUUGGAGGCGGUAUGCCUGGACUGGGUCAGGGGCCACCUACAGAUGCUCCAGCAGUGGACACAGCAGAACAAGUCUAUAUCUCUUCCCUGGCACUGUUAAAGAUGUUAAAACAUGGUCGUGCUGGAGUUCCAAUGGAAGUUAUGGGUCUGAUGCUUGGAGAGUUUGUUGAUGAUUACACCGUCAGAGUGAUAGAUGUGUUUGCUAUGCCUCAGUCAGGAACAGGUGUCAGUGUGGAGGCAGUUGAUCCAGUAUUCCAAGCCAAAAUGUUGGAUAUGUUGAAGCAGACAGGAAGGCCUGAGAUGGUUGUUGGUUGGUAUCACAGUCACCCUGGCUUUGGUUGUUGGCUUUCUGGUGUGGAUAUCAACACUCAGCAGAGCUUUGAAGCCUUGUCAGAGAGAGCUGUGGCAGUGGUUGUGGAUCCCAUUCAGAGUGUAAAAGGAAAGGUUGUUAUUGAUGCCUUCAGAUUGAUCAAUGCUAAUAUGAUGGUCCUAGGACAUGAACCAAGACAAACAACCUCAAAUCUGGGUCACUUAAACAAGCCAUCUAUCCAGGCAUUAAUUCAUGGACUAAACAGACAUUAUUACUCCAUUACCAUUAACUAUCGGAAAAACGAACUGGAACAGAAGAUGUUGUUAAAUUUGCAUAAGAAGAGUUGGAUGGAAGGUUUGACCCUUGAGGACUACAGUGAACACUGUAAACACAAUGAAUCAGUGGUCAAAGAGAUGUUGGAAUUAGCCAAGAAUUACAAUAAGGCUGUAGAAGAAGAAGAUAAGAUGACACCUGAGCAGCUGGCAAUAAAGAAUGUCGGCAAGCAGGACCCCAAACGUCAUUUGGAGGAACAUGUGGAUGUACUUAUGACUUCAAAUAUUGUCCAGUGUUUAGCAGCUAUGUUGGAUACUGUCGUAUUUAAAUAAAGCAAUGCAAAAAGCAAUUAUGAUACUUUCAGUGUAUAUUCCUAUAUAGUUCCUAAUGCUCAAAAUGAAGGGACCUCUGAAGGUGUAUUUCGUUAACUGUAAGACAUCUGGCAUCAUUUGCAGCACUGUAACACCUUCAGUCUCAAUUGUGCAAUUACUUCUGUUUCUUUAGUCAGGGUCUUUGCAGAUUCCAAAGUUGUAUAAGAAAGAAUACAUCAACGUGGACAAAUUUUGUUAAGAUCCCAUUUAAUAUUUGAAGAAAUCAGUCACACAAAUAUAUUUUGAUUGUUGCUUACAAAAUAAAAUACAUUUACAAUCUA